This is a messenger RNA of Stegodyphus dumicola, 6639 nucleotides long. RefSeq names its product equilibrative nucleobase transporter 1-like. Lineage: Eukaryota; Metazoa; Arthropoda; Arachnida; Araneae; Eresidae. Gene Ontology annotation, molecular function: transmembrane transporter activity. Gene Ontology annotation, biological process: transmembrane transport. The record is from RefSeq and is a predicted model, not a curated record.
AGUAUGGACCUCGGAAGAGAAAACUAAAAAAAAGAAAAGUCAAAACAGCAGUCUCCCUGCUCUUAAACGGAACAGCUCCCUUCAUAUAUGACGUCACUUCCUUUUCACAUGCUAGUGAUUUCUAUCGCAAACUUCGAUUUCAACUUCAGUUUCAAGAGCUGAACUGCCUCCAGUCGCAACCAUGCUUAGGUCCAAGAAAUACUUUUUGCUGUUCUGGGGGCUCUUGGAGACAUGGGUUUUCAGUGGAAGUAUCUUAGGGUGGUCUGCGCUUCACUAUAUGUUAAAGAGGGAAGGAGUUUAUGGAUACCUAUGUCAUCCUUUUGACGUUCCGGACUCUAAUUCUACCUUCAUUGCCGAAGCUUCUCCUUUAGUGGAUAAUUCUGAACCUUUAGCAGAACCUAUUGUACCUUCCGUACAAGUAAAGCUCGCGCAUGAUGUCGGUUGUGUAGCGCAAGACAAAGUCCUUAACCUGGCCUAUACUAUAGGCAUAUUCUGCGUAGGAUUCAGUGCGUUCAUCUGGGGAUUCCUUAUUGACAGACUUGGUCUCAGAAUCAUCAGACUUCUACUCAAUGGUUUUAUUACCGUGGGAACUAUCUUGCUUUCCGUCACAACAAAAGAUACAUCUUACCUCAUAUUUCCCGCUUUAACCCUCAUGUGCCUAGCUGGAGUACCUCUGCGAUUAGCAAAUAUGCAGAUUGCCAAUCUUUUCCCUGGCAGACGAUCAACAGUAAUAACAUUGUACAGUGGAGCAUUCACAGCAUCAGCAGCCAUUUUCAUAUUCACAAAGUACGGUUAUGAUGCAGGCCUGCCUUGGGAAUGGGUCUGCUACGUCCUUGUGGCUUUCAGCGCUUCAAUGCUGCCCAUCACACUUUUCUGCCUCCCAGUAGACCGGAUACGAGAAGAAAGUGAGAAGUGCCGAGAAUCGAUCUUCAAGAGAGUGGGGGACAUUGCAGUCAUUGCCACGGGACAGGUCGGAAAAUUUAAUCUUAUUCCAGCUUCGCCACUUAGCCACAAGAAAACUAUCGAAGGUUUAGAGCCUGUACCCCAAAUGAAAGUGAUACCAGUGACUAAUAACGAAAAGGAGACAAGUCCUGCAGUGUGCGACGAACAGCUACCUUUCAAAGUUGCCCUCACGUCUUUCUCCUUCUCUUUGCACCAGUAUUGGUUCUCAUGGCUACUUUUAGCCACCCUCAACUAUUCGGGAUCCCUCCACUUGUGGAUGGAAAGGAUAAGCACAGAUUUCCAUACCGUGAGCAUGUACACACAAAUUUAUGGUUUGUGUCAAGUAUCUUCUCUUAUCCUGGCACCAAUAGCCGGAAUCGUGAUGGAUCGAACACUGAACUCUGCAUCACAAGAACCAGAUUACGAUAAGCGAAAGCUGAUCAAGCUUCGUUCAGGAUUCUGGCCAAUGCUUUUCACUACCAUCGCCCAAGCCAUCGUGCAAGUGUGCAAGUUCUUCGAAAACGACAUUGCUGUUUACAUCUCCAUAGUCUUCACCACUAUACUCAGAUCUUUUCACGUUGCCGUAGCAACGGCCUAUCUCAGAAUUAGGUUCCCGGCUGGCCAUUUCAACCGUCUUCUCGGUAUAAUGAGUACUACGGCAGCAAUUGGCUCAUUAUUACAGUUUCCACUUUAUGUCUGGGAGUCGAAGUCCCAGGAGGACGUCUUCCAGGUCAAUGUGUUUAACUGUGUGACUUUGAUGUUAUGUUUCGUUCAUCCUUUACAUCUCCUCAUAACGCCUCUCCAGAAACGGUUUAUUCGGAAAGAAAGGGACGUAAUCCUGAAUGCCAAGGUCAAUUCCUAGUCAUAAAUCUUCUGUUACUUCACCUGUGUAUAAACCUUUAAUGUGAGUUCACGGACGAAUUUAAUCCAGCUCGUCUAGCGCGGUAGACUCUACAGGAAUAGUCAAGAUGCAAAUCUUGCUUCCUAAAUGUCGGCCAGACAUUUUUACAGUGCGUUAAAAAAUGAAGGUGCCAAAGCAGUUUUUAAAGAACGACUGGAACGCAUUAACAAUAAAAUGGGAAUUUGUUUUUAGUGAUAAUAUGGCUCAAUGCCAGAGGUAUUUUGUUUUGUGAUUAUUGAAGUGAAUUGUUAAAAACAUUAUCCUUGUACUAUGGGUCUAACUAAAUGCUAUAAACUGUUGUCGAAUGUAGGUUCAAGUUUAUUAAUUUAUUUAAAAAGUUAAGAAUAUUUACAAAAUGCUAAUUCAAGCUCUGCGGAACUUCAUUUAUAAGGAUUAUUUGUUGUUCUUUCUAGUUAUUUUCUGAAUAAAUUGAGCAUAUUGUUCAUUUAUUUAAUUUUGGAGUUUUUCAUAAAUCUGAAUACAAUAAAAAAGAACAAUUUGUUAUUAUUUUACAUUAAGCAAUUUUUUAGAGAUAAUUUGUUUUGUGUCAACUGAGAAAUAAUUCAUUGGCUUGAAUUUAGUUGUACAGAAAAAAAAAGUGUGUUUUAUUUUUGUUCUUUUAUUUUAGUAUUGGAAAAAUAAACAAAAAUGAUAUGUUAUUUAAUUUUACAAUUUUAUGUAAAUAUACAGUUAACUUCAUUGUUUACGUUAUUUGAAACAUAUAUUUUUUUUUUAUUUAGGUAAUUAAUAAUUUCAUUGCUUGUGUUGUUGGAAAAUAUUGUACUUUCUUAUUCUUACAGUUUUGUGUAAUUUACAUAAUUUUUAACUCUAUCAGCUUUUUUGAAAUCUUAAAAUAAAAUACCACGCAUGAAAAUAUAAAUCUUCAUCAGUUGCAUUAUAAUAUAUAUGUUAAUCCAUUGCAGACAAAAUAGUAAGAAAUUUUGAAGCAAAUUCACAAAGCCAUGAAAGACAUCGCAAAGACAUGAAAGAAGUUUAAAAGCAGUAAAAUUCCAAAAUUUUCAAACAAAAACGUAAAAGAGCCUAUCAGCUAAAUGUUUAUAAACCAGAACUCCCGAAAACAACAGAAAAGUAUAAAAAUACAUGAAAUAGGAGGUGGAAUACACUAAAAUUUGAUUUAACGUUACCACGAACAGGUAGAUCAGAUUCAAUUGAAUCCCUCUUCUCGGGAAACCACUGCGUUUCUGUUCAUCCAGGAUUAGUUGACGAACCAUCUUAAAUUAUUUAAUUCAAUUUUAAUAGUUCAUCCUUUCAUCAGCCUUUUUUUAAUAGUUCAUCCGAAAAUUCCGAACUCCUCCUCGACGCAGUAGGCCUUUAUUUCAUAUGAAAUAAAAAUAUAUAAAAACAAGCUUAAAUGAAAUGAAUUCAAUGCUUAGUAAAGCAAAAGUAAAACACGCACUACUUGCUAGUAUUUUUUAAAAUUUAUUUCAUUUUAAACUUAUUUUGUACAUUUUGUUGUCUCAUGAAAGAAGAGCUGCUGCGUCGAGGAGUCGUUCAGAAAUUUCGGAUGAACUAUUAGAAUUAAAUAAUUUAAGAUAGUUCAUCAGCUAAUUUUGAAUGAAUAGAAACGCAGUGGUUUUCCUGCGAAGAAGGAUUCAAUUGAAUCUGAUCUACCUCCUCUUGAUAUCUUUGAAUUAGUAUUUAAUUGUAUCCCUCUUCCUAUUAUUUAUAUUUUUAUAUAUUUAUGUUUUCAGGAUUUCUUCUGGUUUAAUAAUACUUAGCUAAUUUGUUUUAACAUUUUCAUUAGAAAAUUGCGGAAUUGCUUUGUGUGUGUAUGGCUAAUAUAAUAAAUAAUAAUUCGGAUAAUAAAUAAGCAACCCAGUUAUCCGAAUUUUCGAAUUAUUUUACGUAAAGCGCUCUCACUUCAUUCAAUAUAAAUGUACAUUUAUUUUAUUUCCAUUACUUUUUCCUAAUUAUUCCACUAUGAAAUUUUAGAUUUAUAGAAUUUGGAAUCCUGUCGAGCAUUCGUUAAUUUUUUAAUGUAAUUUAUAAACUGCAAGUCCAAAAAUAGGUUUGAUAACAUAUUGUAGAUUGUAUUGCGAAUAAAUUUCAGAUGCCAGCUUUAAAUUAAAAAUUAAAGAAUACAUCGUUUACACGUUAGCAACUUGAAGUCUUAUGAAUAUACGAAAUUCUGAACUUUUUGAAGUUGCAAAUUUGUAUGACCUAAAAUAGCGAGCAUAUAUGAUGUUCUGUUAGAUAAUUACUAAGUUUUGAUACCAAACACUUAUACUACCCAAGGAAGGUCUAAAAAAAUAAAUAUCUAAAUCUAUGCAAAAGUCAUUUUCUAAAAAUGCAAAUUUUGAUAUGGCUUCUGAUGCUCCAGAAAUAUAAAUUGUGUCGUUGAUGAGAUGGAUCUAAAACUGAUAUAUAUAACUGCUUUUAGAUAUGAAAAGAAUCUAAUUUAAAGUCUAGAUUGGGUUGUUUUGACUAUGGCAAGGCAUGUGAGAGCUAUCUGUCUCAGCCAAAAAACUUCGAUUCGUCCAAUAGGAGUAUUAGCCAGAAACCGGCGUUGGUAAGGAUGAUCUUGCCUGUCCCGCGUAAAUCGCAACACGUUUACUUCGUAAAUAAAAUAGUUCGAAUGGCGCAUGCGUCUUCUUGCUCAUAGUCGCGUCUCUUGAGGUCGAAUAAUUAAUGCUACAUUUUCUUAAUAUUGCACAAUUGUAAAUGCUACUUCUCUUCACAUUCCUUUAGGCGAAGCUCCAUUGAAAUGGAGGUUUACUAAGCAACAAAUAAGUUACAAAAGAUCCUGCAUUUCCUUUUGAAAUUCAUCGCAUUGGAAAAAAAUACCAUAUUUAAAGACACAAAAACAGAUUCUAAAUCGGAAAUAAAUUUUAAAUUUGCUAUAACAUAAUUCCAAUUACUGGAAUCCAGAUAUUCGGAACUCCGAUUAUCUGAAUUGCACGUGUUUCCAGUUCAGGUAAAAUAACCUCGUUUUUAAUUUAUUUAAUAGUUUUAAUUUUUAUUUUAUAAUUAAAUAAACGAUCUUUGAUGUGUAUUACACUAUUUAUUUCAUUAUUUACUAAUUAAGUGAAUUUAUUUUAAGUUAUUUAAUAGUUUUUAUUUUCUAUUUUUUAAUUAAGUAAACGUUCAUUGAUACUUGUUACACUAUUUAGUUCAUCAUCUUAGUCAUGAUUUGAUGAAAAAGAUUAUCAUUCUUAGUCAUGAUGAAAGAGAGACAUGAUUUAUUUUAUUUCAACAGAAAUUUCAUCGUAGUUUAAGGCUAAAAAUGUUCCAUGCUUAAUUCCGUAGCUUUACACAAAUAAAAACAAUUUUCCUACUUCAUUUUUGUUGAAACAAGAAUGGUUAAAGAUUCAGAAAAAUUAAAAAUACUUUUAUUGCUUUGUUAUGGAAAAAGUGAGUGUUUUCCGUAUCACUUUACGGAAACAAAGUCCUAUCUUUUUUAAAUCUCUGUAUUCCUUAUUGAAGUAAAAUAUAAGUAAAAUAUGAAAUAUAAACCCUUCUCUUGCAUUAAAUACAUAUUUGACCUACAGGAAAAACAGCAGCCGAUUUGCUGAAUUACCUGUGAUGCUGUACAGUGCAGAUAUUUCGGUUUUUAUCAUACAUUUGUUGUAAUAUGCAUAUUCAAAACGUGAAUGAAAUAAAUUCUUUUGAAGUACAAUAUUUACAAUAUAAGUAAUGCAUAUUAUAACUAGGACAGUACUUUUAUUCAGGUACGAAUUUUACUAUAUUUUUCUAAGAUUUCGCGUUUUAGAAUGUCGAAUAAAUUCGUGAAUUUUUGAAUUUGUCCCUCGUUAUUUCAAACAUUUUUGUUAUUAUUUCUGUGUUAGAUUAUUUCAGCAUUAGGAGAUUUUCUCCUUUACAUAAUUUUGUGUUAUGUUUAAUUCGAACUUCUGCAAAAUUGUACUUUCACAGUAAUCUUUCCAAUCGAGAACUUCAAACGUAAGAUUUAAAUUUAAAUUUUAACUUACAUUUUCAAUCGAAAUUAUAAACUUAUCAUAUAAUUUUUAUUUAGAUAGUGCAUACUUGCUAAUUGUGCUAUUUCUACGUUUCUGAUAUAUCAUCUCGACUUAGAUGCUAAUGUAAAUCUUCGACUACAAAAAGUUUCAGAUAAUUGUUAGUAUAAAUUUAAAGCAGCGAAUUUUUCACACAUUUAUCAUCGAAAAUCGCAAAUAUUCCGUGAAUUCUUUUUUCAGGCAAUAAAACUACUGCCCUGUUUAUAUUAAGAGAAAAAUACUGUUUUUACUAAAUUCAUUUUUUUUAUUUAUUGAAUACAAAACUUUGCAAUUUUUAUAAUACACUUUGGUUAUUUCAGAAACUGUACUUCGAAAUGUAUUAUAUCAAGCCUGACUAGUAUUUAUGGAAUCCAUGAAUUAUUUAAAUUUUUAUGUGAUGUAAUAAUUUUUAUAUGUGUCAUUCAUGGUACAAGAAUGAAAAAAAUGAAAGUUAUUAUCUGUAACACUUUGGUGCUAGCUGACUGUAAAGAUUGUAUAUAUAAGAACAUAUAUCUAUUGGUGAGGUUUCUCUUAAAAUAAUAAACUUAGUAGGAUGUUAAAUUGUGCAUUACACAUGUUUCAAAAUCAUUAUUCAUUAUCAAACAAUCAAAUUAUUAAUUUUAUGAUUAGCAUGUACUGUUAUUGUUCAAGUAGUGUUUUUAUUAGAAAUCUGCUGUGCCAACAAAUUGUUGAGAGAAAAUCGACGCAUGUAAUAUACGUUUUUUAUUUCUUCCUAAUUUUUAUAUUUUGUAUUUAUUGCAUAUCAUCACUUUGUAGAAAUAUGUAAAUUAGUAAACUUUAGGUUAUAAAUUUUUGUUAUAAUCA